GGUGAAUGUACGACUAUUUCUGUUACUUUUGUUCAACAAAUAAUCAUGUUUAAAAAUAUUUCCCUUCCGUCAGUAGAAGAGGUUCAGGAGGAAUGGAAGCGACCCAACGUUAUUAAUUUCUUAAAGAAAAAUCAAGUGGAGUUAGAUCUUGAUGAUGUUCACAUUCAAAUACUUAGGGAUAACCACGUUUCCGGCCCAGCCUUCCUUGAGCUAACUCUAGAAGAGCUUUUAGCUUCUCCUUAUGAACUUCCCGGUGGACCAGCAAAAGUUAUAGCAAAAUUAAUCAAUACAAUCAAAGGCGAAGGACAGG
Messenger RNA from Cetraspora pellucida, 310 nucleotides. The record is from the annotation of a GenBank genome assembly. Lineage: Eukaryota; Fungi; Glomeromycota; Glomeromycetes; Diversisporales; Gigasporaceae.